GAUGUCCAAUGCAUAAACUCGUCCUUCAUCAACCCGCAGAACCAUAGACUUCAUUUCCCAUUCAGACCACAAAUCUCCUAAAUCAGCUCCGAUAACAAAAGAAUCAUGAAAUUAUAUUCAGGUCCGCGAAAGGACCUCAAAUAUUAAAAGGAAUCCGCCAAUGAAAUAGACUCCAAUAAACAAAUUAAUUAGAAAGGUAAUGUUUGAAUUCCAUGAAUCGAAGACAGUAAAAGCAGAAAAGAAGCCACAUACUCUAACGACUUAUUUACCAAGAGUUCAAGCAAAGACAAACAAAAUCCACCAUGGAGACUUGGUUGAGCACAAAUGAAGCACGAAUAAGCAAGGAAAGGAUGAGCAAUGGUGGGUGGGGAAAGAAGAAGAAAGAGAGAAUUGGUUCUCGUUCUGUAGAAAUGGUGGGUGGGGAAAAAGGUAAGUGAGGAAAGAGGGGGUAAGUGGGGAGAGGGAGAGAGAGAGACAGAGGCACACUUUCUUAGGAAAAAAAAUCGGGCAGAGUCUACAAACCGAACCGAAUCGGGAUAUAUUUCGAUUCAAACUCGGUUCACUCCUUGAGCUACUUCGGGGAUUCGGUAAAUGUCUGUUUGGUUCGGUUCAAACCAAACUGACCGAAUGCCCACCCCUACUAAAUAUCUUGAUUAAAAUACCUGAAAAUUUAUAUGCAGGAUUUGUUUAAAAUAACUUGUUUGGAUCAAGAAGUGGAAUUUUAACAUCUAACUCUAAAUUACAUUAUUAUCCUUGUCUCCUUCCCCAGUUCCUUGUUCGUCUGCUCAUUUUUUAUUUUCAUGCCCAAAUGAAGCAUCCUUUCCACUCAUCUGCUACUGUUCAUAUCUCGAUCUGCUUCAACCAAAUCAAGUCUUAUAAGAUGGGCAUGUUCUUCUGUGUUGCUGGGUUUAAACUCAGAACCCAUUCAACCAUUAUGAAAUUAACCACCACAAGCCAUCGCCGACACAAUCAAAGGCGGACAGAUCUUUAAUAGAAAGGGAAGCCGAUGAAGAUUGAAACCACAAGCCAACGCUGACACAAUCAACCUGUAGGGACUCAAACACCGACAAUAUGGAGGGCUGGGAGGGGAGUCGAGCGGAGAUUCGGGUUGUGAAUCAGGGAUUUUUGGGGUCGAUUUGAGAUGGGCGAAGGAGAACCAGUUCCCUUGAUCUAAAACCGAGCCUCCAUAUACAAAGAGAGACAAGUCAGAUGGUGGCGGGGCUUUCUCUACUGGCCGGGAACUGUGCUGGAUGAAGAGGCUUUUGUGGAUGGAGAUUUUCGGAGGGGCGAACAGAAUUAAUUGGUCGACGGUAGGGGUGUUCAAAUGGUUACCAUGGUUAUAACCAAACCAAAUAAUGCUAAAUUUCAUUAACCAUGGAAUACGAUAUCAUAACCAAACCGUCCAAACUAUUACAACAACCAAAUUAACCAAACUAAGGUUUAAUCGGUUUGGUUAAUUGGUUAACCAGAUUAAACAAUAUAAAAUCACAUUAUCAUUGACGAUGAAAAUUUUCCGAUUAAUGCAACAAUUCGCAAUUUAUAUAAUGAAUAAACCAUAACAAUCAACACGUAGUUAUAGUUGACCCUUAACAAAAAUACAUGCAACUAAGACAAUUAUCUUACGAUUAGUAUAGAAGUAUUGACCAAACAAAAAAUUAUGACAAUGGUAUGAGUUAACUAAUUGUUGUGUUUGUGAAUUGACUUAGUCUCUUAGCAAUUAUCAUAGGCUGGAAAUGACCUUCCUUUCAAGUUUUCAUUCAUCAUAAUGUAUGAAAUUUAUCUAAAUUAGGCGUUCAUAUGUUGUGGUCUAGACUUUACAUAUAUAAAUAUACACUAUAUGAGCAAUAUUGAGCUUUAUAUUUUAUGAGUCUAAAAGGGAUGAACGUUAACCCUUGAGUGGUUAUGCAAAGUAUUAUGUGUUUAUAAUAUAUGUUAGAUAUAUGACUAAUUACUUAACUGAUUAAUUUGGUUUGACUGGUUAGGAGUGUCUGAAACCAAACCAAACCACCUAAACCAAACAAGCUAACAACUUUAACCAAACCAAACCAAUUAUCCAAAUUAACCAAACCAAAUUAUCCAAAUAGUACCGGUUAAAAUGGUUACCACGGUAACCAAACCGUUUGAACACCCCUAGUCGACGGGGACUGGAUUUUGACGAUUUGGAAGGGACGGAGUGACAGAGAUGGGCGAGAAGGCAAGAGUUGGGUUAGGGAAGGGAUAAUUACGGAAAAGAAAUAAAAAUAAUGAUGAAUUGUGAAAUAGUUGAUGGUGAUUAGCUAUUUCAUAAACCCAUAUUUGAAGGUUUUUAAAAUCUCUAAUAGUAAAAAAACUCUCAUUUUUCCAAACGCAUGAUUGUUUUAAAAUCCUGCGGAAUUAAAGAUUGUUUUAAAAUCUCUCAUAAAUCCCUUAUUAAAAUCCUUUAUCCAAACGAGCCUUGAUGUACCGAGUACAGGAAAUGGCUUUGCUGGGGUUUUCGUUUUGGGAAUUACUAUUUAUCGCCCUAAAUAUUUGAAUUUAUCCGCCCUAAACUAACCACACGGACGAUUAUGCCCCGACUUAACCCUUCUGUCGUCUCUCUCCCCAUCGCACACACAGCGCCGCUGCUGCCCUCCACUCCAAACCACCGCCGUCGUCGCCCUAAAAACCAGCGCCACCGUCGCCCUCAAACCCGCGCCACCGUCGCCGAGAAUGAAGAAGAAGCCGCGCCGGUCGUCGUCGUCGCGCCCGAGGAAGAAGGUCGCAUCGAGGGAAGUAAUAUGCUUUGAUUUUUUGGUUAUUUGUUUAACGGUGACAACGCAGGUUAAAACCUAUCACCGACAGGGUAGAAACGUGUCGGAGAUCCGCCUCUACCCCGCCGACGAUGGGUUUUCAACCCGCGAUGUCGACGUAAGGAGUAGGGGAGGGGCACUUGAGGUCGGGGACGAAGCUGCAGACAUUCAUUGGUGGAAGCUUCCAAAACAGUGGACGAUGAAAAUGGUGAUUAUUGAAUGGUUGUGGAAUUAGUAAUUUUGUUAAUUAAUUUUCAGUCUUGUUGUUGAACUAGCCAAGCCUUUUAACAAAAAAAAAAAAAAAAAAAAAAAAAAACUAGCCAAGCCGAUGCUGCGGGAGGACAGAAGGCAGAGGGAAGAACGGAGACAUGGCGGCGUUGUUGCGAGAGGAAGGGCGCUCAGCGGGUGAAUUAUUAAUUAAAACGAGGACAUUUAAGUAAUAUUGGAUGUUUUAGGGCGGAUAAAUUCAAAUACUUAGGGCGUUAAAUAGGAAUUCAGUUCGUUUUUCAAUUUUUUGUACAACUGAACAAACGACACCGUUGCUUCUCGGCUUGAAAACCGAAUACAUCAGCUUCUGAAACUGCAAGCAAGUUCGAAGGGAAGCUGCCUGCGCGCUCUGUUCACUUCAAUGGCGGCGGCGCCAUUUUCUUCGUCUGCUCCUUCUCCUACUUCUUCUUCAAGACUUCCCAAUGUUUCGUCUUCGUCUUCACCCUCCCUUUCACUUUCGAGAGAUUCCCACAAAACUCGGCUGCAGGCCCAAUUUAAAUCGUCCCCGAGAAGAAAUCUUUGUGUCAGCGCAUCCUCCCUCCCUUCCAGCGAUUCUGUCGUCACUCUGCUCGAUUACGGAGCUGGCAAUGUCCGUAGUGUCAGAAACGCCAUUCGCCAUCUCGGUUUUCAGAUUAAAGAUGUGCAAACUCAAGCCGACAUUCUGAAUGCAGGCAGGCUCAUCUUCCCCGGUGUGGGGGCAUUUGCACCAGCCAUGGAUGUGCUUAAUAAGACUGGAAUGGCUGAAGCUCUAUGUGAGUACAUUGAGAAGGACCGUCCAUUUCUAGGAAUCUGCCUUGGACUUCAGUUACUCUUCGAGUCCAGCACAGAGAAUGGUCCAGUGACUGGUCUCGGCUUAAUCCCUGGUGUGGUUGGGAAGUUUGAUGCCUCAAAUGGGUUCAGAGUGCCCCACAUUGGUUGGGAUGCUUUGCAAAUUGCUGAAGACUCCGAGAUUCUGGAUGAAGUUGGCAACUGCCAUGUGUAUUUUGUUCACUCUUACCGGGCAAUGCCAUCGGAGGAGAAUAAAGAAUGGAUUUCCUCCACUUGUAAUUAUGGUGAUACGUUUAUUGCAUCCGUCAGAAAGGGAAACGUGCAUGCGGUUCAGUUCCAUCCAGAGAAGAGCGGAGAUGUUGGUCUUUCAGUAUUGAGAAGGUUCUUACUUCCGAAAUCAUUUCCGGCAAAGAAUCCAACUGAAGGGAGGGCAUCAAAACUUGCAAAAAGGGUAAUUGCUUGUCUUGACGUGAGGGCAAAUGACAAUGGAGACCUGGUUGUGACCAAAGGAGACCAGUAUGAUGUUCGAGAGAAUACAGAAGAGAAUGAGGUGAGAAACCUGGGCAAGCCAGUAGACCUUGCUGGGCAGUACUACCUAGAUGGGGCCGAUGAGGUUAGUUUUUUGAACAUCACUGGCUUCCGUGACUUCCCUUUAGGCGAUUUGCCGAUGCUUCAGGUCUUGAGGUACACUUCCGAAAAUGUUUUUGUACCAUUGACUGUUGGAGGUGGUAUUAGAGAUUUUACAGAUUCAACUGGCAGGUACUACUCUAGCUUGGAAGUUGCUUCAGAAUAUUUCAGGUCUGGAGCUGAUAAGAUUUCCAUUGGAAGUGAUGCUGUUUAUGCUGCAGAGGAAUAUUUGAGAACUAAAGUGAAGACUGGAAAGAGCAGCAUUGAACAGAUAUCGAGAGUUUAUGGAAAUCAGGCUGUGGUUGUUAGCAUUGAUCCUCGAAGAGUGUACCUUAGUAGUCCUAACGAUGUGGAGUUCAAGGCAAUAAAGUUAUCAAACCCAGGUCCAAAUGGAGAGGAAUAUGCCUGGUAUCAGUGCACGGUUAGUGGUGGUCGAGAAGGCCGGCCAAUUGGAGCUUAUGAACUUGCCAAAGCAGUUGAAGAGCUGGGCGCAGGGGAAAUACUUCUGAAUUGCAUCGAUUGCGAUGGUCAAGGAAAAGGCUUCGACAUAGAUCUGAUAAAGUUGAUAUCUGAUGCGGUUAGUAUUCCUGUGAUCGCCAGUAGUGGUGCAGGUGCUGCUGAACACUUCUCAGAGGUAUUCAAGAAAACCAGUGCAUCUGCUGCACUGGCUGCUGGUAUCUUCCACAGGAAAGAGGUGCCCAUAGGGUCUGUGAAAGAACACUUGUGGAAAGAUGGCAUUGAGGUCAGGAUCUGAUGUUCGAGGACUGCUUUCGCCGUUGGAGAUUUUUCAAUGCUCUCCAUACCAGUUCGCAGGCUGUUGGAGGCAGUUGCUUCUGUGGCAAGCAUUGUUUCUGAACUUUUAUUAGCAAAACUUCGGAAAAAGACUAUCACUCCGAGAUGGGUAUAGCUAUUGGACAUACUGCAGAGUAGUUUGCCAUCGUGUUUAAGGAAUGACAUACUUUCGUUUUCGCAAAGUAAAAUGGAUCAAGGGAACUGUUUGCUGCGUAAUGCCACUUGAUACUUGAAUGAUGAUUAGUUAAAUUAAAAGGAGUUGCUCAUAGUAUAAAGUUAUGGCUAAAUU
Linum trigynum is the source of this 5511-nucleotide messenger RNA. The record is from the annotation of a GenBank genome assembly. NCBI's taxonomy places the organism in Eukaryota, Viridiplantae, Streptophyta, Magnoliopsida, Malpighiales, Linaceae.